CCCGCCGCCCCCGCCGCCCCCGCCGCUCCCCCGCUCCUCGCGCCGCGGCGGCCCGAGCCCGUGCGGAGCCGGGGCCCGCGGGUGCCAUGCUGCCCGGGCGGCGGCGCUGAGCGAUGGCGACGCCGGUCCCUCCGCCCUCCUCGCGGCACCUGCGGCUGCUGCGGCUGCUGCUCUCCGGCCUCGUCCUCGGAGCCGCCCUGCACGGCGCCGCCGCCAGCCGCCCUGAUGCAGCAACCUGUCCUGGAAGCCUAGACUGUGCCCUGAAGAGGCGGGCUAGGUGUCCCACGGGUGCUCAUGCCUGUGGACCCUGCCUUCAGCCCUUCCAGGAGGAUCUGCAGGGGAACUGUGUGCCCAGGACGCACCGGCCUCCCGGGGAGGACCUGCCCCAGCCCAGACUGGAAGAUGAGAUUGACUUCUUGGCACAGGAGCUAGCCCUCAAGGAAGCCAGGCACUCGAGGCUCACAGCUGGGCCCCUGCCUGAGGUCCAGCAGCGGCUCCUGGAGCCUGCAGCUACCCUGGGCUUCUCAGAGAGGGGUCCGGGAGCCCAGCCCAGCCUCCCCUUCACUCGCGGAGCCUCUCUACCCACGCCCCGCGCCUCCUUGGGUUCCCCGGUAUCGUCUGGGCCGGUGCACAUGGCUCCCUUGGAGCCUGGUGGGGGGCGUGGAAGCGGCCUGGCCCUUGUGCUGAUGGUGGCCUUCUGCGUGGCCGGUGCGGCCGCCUUCGCGGUGGCGGCCCUGUGCUGGUGCAGGCUGCAGCGAGAGAUCCGCCUGACUCAGAAGGCAGACUACUCCACUGCCAAGGCACCUGGCUCACCUGUACCGCCCGGGAUCUCGCCCGGGGACCAGCGGCUGGCGCACAGUGCAGAGAUGUACCACUACCAGCACCAGCGGCAGCAGAUGCUGUGCCUGGAGCGGCAUAAGGGGCCUCCCAAGGACCUGGACUCAGCGUCGGAAGAGGAGAACGAGGACGGGGACUUCACCGUGUACGAGUGUCCAGGCCUGGCCCCGACCGGGGAGAUGGAGGUCCGCAACCCGCUCUUCGACCACGCCUCGCUGUCUGCGCCCCUCCCGGGCGGACACUCGCCGUCUCCGUCUCCGCUGCAGUGACCCUGGCCCCAACCACCUGCGCGCCUGCGUCCGCGGCGGGAGAGCGGCCGGGCCUCCGCCUGGAUGGGGCUGUGAGAGGCCCGAGGAGAUCCCCGCUUGUGCUAGGAGACCCGUGCUGCCUUGUACCCCCCCGCCCGGGGAGGUGGCUAGGCAGGAUGGGAAGUUCUGGAGACAGAAGCCAAUUAAAGCCCAUCUCAAACCUG
Dipodomys spectabilis (banner-tailed kangaroo rat) is the source of this 1309-nucleotide messenger RNA. It is a transcript of the gene Npdc1, whose product is annotated as neural proliferation, differentiation and control 1. The transcript has 9 exons. The coding region runs from base 114 to 1106 and encodes 330 amino acids. NCBI's taxonomy places the organism in Eukaryota, Metazoa, Chordata, Mammalia, Rodentia, Heteromyidae. The record is from RefSeq and is a predicted model, not a curated record. Gene Ontology annotation, cellular component: membrane.